Molecule: messenger RNA, 2002 nt
Organism: Perca flavescens (yellow perch)
Lineage: Eukaryota; Metazoa; Chordata; Actinopteri; Perciformes; Percidae
Gene: rdh12
Product: retinol dehydrogenase 12
Exons: 7
Coding region: 152-1108 (318 amino acids)
Source: RefSeq, a predicted model, not a curated record
UAAAAACUACAAUCCCAUAAUUCCGUUCGCGGUGUAGCUUUCACCCCUGCUUCGCUCUUCUACACCCCUCUGUGCUUUGACAUCAGCUGUUCUGCCCACAGAACGGUGGCAUUCUGCUGGAAGAGACAGAAAAGCGCGCAUCCGUGGUACGAUGGUGCUUUUAAUAAUUGUCGCGGGCCUCGGAGUGGUGACGUUACUGGUGAUUUUAUUUGCACCACAUAUAAGAAAAUAUGCAGCAGGAGGAGUGUGCAUGUCCCCAGCUAGACUGGAUGGGAAGACAGUGCUCAUCACUGGGGCCAACACAGGGAUCGGGAAGGAGACUGCCCAGGACCUGGCAACGCGAGGGGCUCGGGUGAUCAUGGCCUGCCGAGAUGUGGACAAAGGAGAGGAGGCUGCGGCCAGCAUACGAGCUGCGUAUCCUGAAGCAAAAGUGGAGGUCCACGAGCUGGACCUGGCAGACACCUGUUCUAUAAGAGCCUUUGCACAGAAAUUCCUGAGAGAGGUCAACCAACUUCACAUCCUCAUCAACAACGCCGGGGUGAUGAUGUGCCCCUACACAAAAACUAUUGACGGCUUUGAGAUGCACAUCGGAGUCAAUCACCUGGGGCACUUCCUGUUGACGUCGCUGCUGAUCGGGCUGCUGAAGCGCAGCGCGCCGGCCCGGAUCGUGGUGGUCUCGUCUCUGGCUCACAACUUCGGCUGGAUUCGUUUCCAUGACCUCCACAGCCAGGGAAGCUACAACAGUGGACUGGCGUACUGCCAGAGUAAACUGGCCAACGUGCUCUUUGCCAGAGAGUUUGCGCGUAGACUCAAAGGUACCAAUGUGACCGUGAACUCGGUCCACCCGGGGACGGUGAACUCUGACCUGACCAGACACUCGACUCUCAUGACGAUAUUUUUCACCGUCUUCUCCACGUUCCUAAAAACCCCGCGGGAAGGAGCACAGACCAGCAUCUACUGUGCUGUGGCAGAGGAACUGCACUCCAUCUCUGGGAAACACUUCAGUGACUGCGCCCCCGCCUUCGUAGCCCCACAGGGACGAAAUGAGGAGACCGCGAGGAGACUGUGGGACGUCAGCUGUGAGCUUCUUGGUAUCGAGUGGGACUGAUUCAACUUUUAACCACCAUCUAUCUCAGUUCUCAGAGUCCUUAAGCUUUCUUUUAUCAUUCAUUUCAUUAUGGUUUUCAUGUUCUGUACUUUGAGCGUUUCUUACCUAGUAAGCAGUCAGGUAAUACUGUAAGAGGUACUAUAAUGUGAAGUUGCUUUUUUGUGUAAUAAUGCAGUAAUUACAUCAUAAUAACUUGAGUAUUUUGGGUGCUCCACAACAGCUCCUCAAACCAAAACCACUCAACUGUAUUAUCAUGUAACCACAAAUAACUUUUUGAGUCUAUAUUUUUGUGACACAAUGUAAAUACAGUGUAGGCAAAAAAGCAACUUGAUGUAUUGUAAUGCUGUAGGAUACUGUGAAGGGUUAAGCCAGGGUAAAUGACCAGCAUCUUUAUCAAAUAGUUUUUUAUUAUUAUUAUUUCUCCAGAAUUUGCAGCUUAAUUGCUUGACUUUUGUGCCAGCGUUUCUAAACAAUUGCAGGGGUUCUUACAGUGUUUCCAUCUUGAUGAAAAAUUAGUAAAAACUAAGCUCAGCGUCAGUCUGAGCCACGAUUACCGCUUGAAUUGCAUAAAUGUAUUUUGUGAUAAUUGUAGUCAAUGUAGGUUAUAAGAACGUUUUUUCUAUUUUAACCAAAUCAGACUCAGAAUCAUGUCGUUGCAUUAUCUGCAGAGAACUUUUUGCAUUGCCAGAAACGGCACAUUCCUGGAAGAACUAGAGUUUUACAUUCAUAAGGAUCUCCCCAGUCAUGUUUCCUUCUCAGCAUUCACAUGCAAGGUUGCCAAGAGUUUACAUUCUGUGUUUUAUACCAGUGAAACAUGCCUUUUACUACACUUACAUUCAUGUUAAGAGUUGAAUGUUUACAUUUGAUGUAAAUAAACGGAGAUAUUACUAUAAG